Molecule: messenger RNA, 1128 nt
Organism: Fulvia fulva
Lineage: Eukaryota; Fungi; Ascomycota; Dothideomycetes; Mycosphaerellales; Mycosphaerellaceae
Exons: 4
Coding region: 1-1128 (375 amino acids)
Source: RefSeq, a predicted model, not a curated record
AUGGACCGACAGGCAACACGGACCCAGACGGCCGAGAGAGACUACUAUGUCGACCAUCAGAUGGAGGCAUGUCGAGCUGCAGGCCUAGGAAAGAAGAAUCUCAAACAGGCAUUACAUGCCCAAUGGCAGGGCAUGAACCCGACACACAAGGGACGCAUUCUUCGUCGCCUGAAGCGUGCCGUUGAGGCUGAAGAAAGAGUAGAGCAGGCGCUUGAGGAAUCGCAGGAAGUGGAGAAGUCGAUUCAGAAAUACACUCCAGAGCGCCUUCAAGCCAACCCAGAAGACUAUCCUGAAUAUUUUGUGGAGGUCCACAAGGCCCGGGAUGCGUACGAGAAAGCCAAAUGGUGUGCCUCAGACUGUUGGAAGACCUGGACCUUGGUAGCUCGCACACAGGAAAGGAUUCCAUGGACCAAUCUGCCAGCUCCGAGGCGUACGCCUACCGGACGCGCAGCCAUUGCUGCAGGCUUACUGAAUACUGCCAAGGCGCGGUUGGUACAAAACAGUGCCGACAGGGCUGAACGAGCUUUCCAGCGUGUGGAACAGUUUAGCAAUGAGGAAGUCCGUCUCGGGAUCAUCACAUACAAGGAACCCGUACCAAGGGUGAACAACAAACGCAAAUUGCCAGCACACUGGGCGGACAGGCUGAACGAGAAGCGAUUCAAAAAGGGAACCUAUGGUAAACCGGAUUGGACAGACAAUGACGAUAUCCCGUCAGAAUACGGAAUCAUUGGGAAGGGCGAUGGUCCUUGGGAGUUCACAGAGUGGAUAAAGGAGCCGACCAAAGGCAGUAGUGUCUCUCCGUGGUCACAAUCCAACAACCAUGAUUCGGAGAUUGCGGAUUACAUCGUCAUGAAGGAGGUAUUCGUCGACGAUGAUCAAUGGUACGACGUGCGACGCUGGGCCGAUAUUCGCCUUGACCAGAACGACGCAAGACUCCCAUGGGAGCUGGAAUGCCAUCGACAGAUGUCAGCCCUCCCGGACACCCAGAAUAUCGUCAUGCUCCGAAAUCUCAACCAAGCAGAAGUGCGAAGCUGGGUUGACUCUUCCGAGAGACGCUACCGCGUCUUCAUGGACUACUGUGCGUAUGGCGACCUCGACAGCUUGAUCCAGAGAUAUGCACCUCCAUAG